Messenger RNA from Paramecium sonneborni, 803 nucleotides. The record is from the annotation of a GenBank genome assembly. Lineage: Eukaryota; Ciliophora; Oligohymenophorea; Peniculida; Parameciidae.
UAAAUUAAAUUAUUAAUGUCAAGAACAAAUGAUGAAGAUUAUGAUUACUUAUUUAAAAUAGUUUUGAUAGGUGAUUCAGAUGAUUAAUAUUUAUAGGCGAUUCUGGAGUUGGGAAAACAAAUAUUUUAAAAAGAUUCAUCAAUAAUGAAUUCUAACUUGAAUCGAAACCAACAAUUGGAGUUGAAUUUGCAACAAAGACAAUUCAAUAAUCAGGAAAAGCGGUUAAAUGUUAAAUUUGGGAUACUGCAGGAUAAGAAAGGUAAGAGAUAAUUUAAAAUGAUUUUAUUUUAGAUAUAGAGCAAUUACGCAUGCAUAUUAUAGAGGAGCUGUAGGAGCAUUUAUCUGUUAUGAUGUAACGAGAGAGGCAACAUUUAAAAACACAGAAAAAUGGUUAGCAGAGCUAAAGGAUCAUGCAGAUGGAAAUAUAGUGAUUAUAAUGAUUGGAAAUAAAAUAGAUGCAAUAGAUUAAAGAGUACAACUAAUUUGUUAUUUAGACUGUGAGAACAGAUGAGGCUUAAAAUUAUUGCGAAUAAUAAAAAAUAGGAUUUAUUGAAACUUCAGCAUUAGAUGGGACUAACAUAGAUUUAGCAUUCAACAAGAUUGUAGAAAGUAUUGCAAACUUUUUUUAUAAAUUUAGACAUUUUUAACACAAUUGGUUCAAAAACCGUUAAGAAAGUAGUUUAAGUAGAAUCCGAACAUGUAGUAUUAUCAGAACCUAAGGUAACUCAGACUAAACCUAAAAAGAAUAGCGAAGGAUGUUGUUGAAAUAUUUCAAUGUGUGUUCUUGAUUAUUUAUUUUAAUA